AUGCUUUUCAACACUCAUGGCGCCCUCGCCGUGUCUGGUGUGCUAAUGGCAGCCACCUCAGCCGUUGCAAAAGACUUCAAGGUGCUACCUCGCGCCCCAGCAGCGGAACUUCAAGGUUGCUACUCUAAGAUUCCUGGAUACGGAAAGGCAAUGAGCUGGACGUUUCAGAGUUCCGGAUGGUGCCUGGACCAUUGUGCGAAAGAGUACGCGACAUUUGCUUUGACAGGAGGCUCUGACUGUGUGUGCGGUAAUACGCUACCACCAGCCAGUGCCAAGGUUUCAUCCGACAAAUGCAGCAAGUCGUGCAGUGGCUGGCCCGAUGAUAUGUGCGGUGGUACCGACUACUACUCUAUCUAUACCACGAAUUUGAUAGCGGAUGUUCCCACGUACGAAGACGACACCAAGUCCACCACUACCACGACCAGUAGCGGCAGCAAAACUACGACAACCGACGGUGCUGCCUCCACCGCUUCCACUAGUUCUAGCGUAAGGACAGAGACCGCGACAUCUGAGGCCAGCGCGAGCGGCGUCCCUGAAGAUAUCGAUGAAAAGUCCGCCAAGAGCAAGAACACUGCCGCAAUUGCGGCCGGAGUCGUGAUCGGAGUGGUUGGUUUCGCUGCUCUCUGCGGUGCUGUCUUCUUCUGGUGGCGAUCCAAGAAGAAUAAGGCCGGCGCUGCGGGCGGGGCCACUGGCGGUUAUGGUCGUGACUCUGGUCCGCCCUCGAUGUCCGAUUCUCGGUUCGAUGGCGACUACAUGGCUCAGCGUCGUCAGAGCAAUGGCAGCAUCGAUGAUGACCAUGAUUUCUCUCGCCGGAUCUUGCAGGUGACGAAUCCCGAUCGCUAA
This is a messenger RNA of Penicillium griseofulvum, 843 nucleotides long. RefSeq names its product WSC domain-containing protein. The transcript is spliced from 3 exons. NCBI's taxonomy places the organism in Eukaryota, Fungi, Ascomycota, Eurotiomycetes, Eurotiales, Aspergillaceae. The record is from RefSeq and is a predicted model, not a curated record. Bases 1 to 843 code for a protein of 280 amino acids.